AUGAACAACCCGGCAAUGUCCGGUUUCAACGCUUACCCAAGCCAGCUGGCCGUCAGUGUUGGUGACGCCGGGGUCAACGGACAAUGGGACGAAGGGUACAACAGGUCCCAGAGUUCCAGUGUUUCACCCCGAGGUUACGGCUCCAACGGCUCCACGCCUCACAGUGUCAAUGGUGGCUAUGCUACAGCUCCAUCUAUGAACGGCUACCACAGUGGGCCUGGCCCUUUAGGAAAUAUGGGUCUGGACCAUUUUCUUCGUGACGAGGCCAGCAGAAUAGGAGCAGGUAUGAGCGGAAUCGUUGGGUCCCCUUUCUCAGGUGUAAAUCCAUUUGGCCUUCCAACUUGUGGCACGCAAUCGGCUUAUGGAAGUUCCAUCGUGUCAGCGGCAAAAUAG
This is a messenger RNA of Candidula unifasciata, 393 nucleotides long. The record is from the annotation of a GenBank genome assembly. Lineage: Eukaryota; Metazoa; Mollusca; Gastropoda; Stylommatophora; Geomitridae.